GCUUUUUGCCUUCAUGAAGCGGUGAACGCAGAAGACGGCACCUGGAGAAACGGGGAGAGAAGAGGAUCGGCUUAAUCGGCAACAGGGAAUUCUUCAACGCCUGGCAGCUCACCAUGGCUGUUUCUCACUGGCUCCUCGCUUCUGGGCUCUUUCUGCUGCCCUUCACAACCCAGGUUUCAGCGCAGCAACGAGGAUGUUCUGUCAGUAAUAGCCAACCAAGUGUUUAUGAAAAUAACCCUCUUGGCUACGUGGUGACCACUAUCCAUGUGGAACCAAACUUCACUGUAAUCAUUGAUCCUGCUUCCCCCGAUGUCAGUUUUUUCACUAUACAGGGCUCCGAGCUGCAGCUGAAGCAAAGCGUGGACUACGAGACCGAUCCUUUGCUGCUGGUGUACCUGAUCUGCCAGGACGCUGCUGGGCAGAGCGAUUCUUUAGAAAUUCUUGUGACCAUUCUCAAUAUGAACGAUAACAGCCCAGAGUUUAAGCAGAUGAAUCUCACCGAAGUUGUUCCCGAGGACGCAAAAGUGAAUGCAACCAUUGUAGCCCGUGAAGAUUUAAGCGCUAGCGAUGCUGACCUGGACACCAUAUUUUAUGAACUCACAACAGUGUCGGGCACAGAAGGUUAUUUUGCCAUAAAAGGAGUUAAUAACCCAGAAAUUUAUUUACAAAAAGCAUUGGACUACGCGAAGUUUAAUUUGACAACGUUGGUCUUGUAUGCAACGGACAGGCCUGUGGGCAGCACCGACAUCACCAACACAGCUACUGCAACAAUAAACAUACUUAUCAAACAAGCUGACACCAAAUCACCCUGGUUCCAACCCUGCAACUUCAUUAACGCGGACAAGAGCAUUUGCAUCAGCAGCCCCUACGCUGGGAGGGUCAAUAUCUCCGAGAUGUCGACGGAACCACUCAUCCUAGAGCCGGGACCUAUCUAUGCUAUUGAUCCUGACUACACUUUAAACGAAAAAAUCCUGUACAGUAUUGUUGGUGGGAAUGCAGACGACGUAUUCUCAGUGGAUGCAGACACAGGGAAUCUAACUAUGAACAAAGCAGUAACUUCCCCAGACUCGUACCUAUUGCAAGUGAUGGCCACCCAGGUCAACAACAUACAGAAAUACUCCAUAGCCAGUGUAGAGAUUAAGGUCAUCAAUAAAAGUGAUUAUGCACCAUACUUUGAGACCAAGAUCUACAACGGGACGGUAUUUGUUGGUCUGGCCCCAAGAAGCUUUGUCUUCCAAGCUGGGGAUCCUUCAAGCCCCCUCAUAAUAACAGCAGUGGAUGAUGACUUCCCUAAUAAGGUCAACCCGAACAUUGAGUACUACAUAAAAAACAGCACCGAUUUCAUUGCAACCAAAGAUGGACUCAUCCUGACAAACGUGGUGCUACAGUCACCAGGAAUGGUAACCAUCGAGGCUGUUGGAAAAGAUACGGUGAGCAUGCAGGAGGCGAGCACUGUAAUCGUGGUGCAGGUCAUCCUUGCUGCAGCUGUAACCCCCUCUGAUAAGAUAUACACUGCUCAGGAUAUGGCUAUCUUAGGUGGCACGUUAGCAGCACUGCUAUUAAUUGCCUUACUCUUCCUUGGAGUGAUGAUAUACAAACGGUAUGGAAAACCCGUCAAAUACCUGAUAAGGAAAAGGUUCUCCAAGGAAAUCUCUCAGGCUUACCAGAACCAAUCUUACAAUCAAGAUGAACACCCAGAUGUGAGCACCCAACAGCAUGAGACGUCAGAAAGUGGCAAUGUCCAGUCGAUGACACAUGUGCUAGAGCAGCCAGCACUUUCCUUACCCUCUUCCAAUGCAGAAGUAGUUCAUAGCCUCUCAAAGGCUUCUAUAGCUUCCACCAUCACCUUUGCCCAGGAAGAGAAAGAGAAAGAAGUGGGAGAAGAGAAAGAGGAAGAAGAGGAAGAAGAAACUGAGCCUGAGAAAGAAGUGAAGUCUAUCCUCAAGACAGACAGGCAUGUGGCAGAUGAUGGCUACAAAGCCGUGUGGUUUAAGACCGAUGUGGAUCCAGAUGCUGGAGAGAGGGUUGAAGUGAUUGAAAACAAUGCAGCAGAUGAUGACGGUGACAGUGACCAAGAUCUGCAGAAGAAUGAGGAGGAUGAGAAAGAAGAUUAUGACGAGGACGAUCACCACAGCGGGUUGGGAGUGUCCCUUGCCUGAGGGAGCUCAUCACCCCCAGCUGCAGAAGUGACAGUCAACAUGUCUCGCGCAGAUGCAGUGACAGAAGAUGACAAUGGCAUAUAAUGAAAAUAGACCUGCACUCUCCCCCCAAAAAUGAAGGAGUCUCAGCUGCUUUGCUGACGUGAAGCCCAUCUUUCUGCUCACGGGGGAGGAACUGGACUGCAGGAGGUUGCCUGUCCUCCGUGUCUGAAUGCAGAGAUUAAAGCCGGCAGAGAUUACAGCUAAUUCAACCCUUGAAAUAUCACUUAGGAUUUUUGGGGGGUGGGGGAACACAUGUCUCCACCUUCCUGCCUGUUCCCCCGGGGUCCCUCACCUCCCAUUUCCCCAACUGGCUCCAGGUACAGCAGAGAUGUAGCCAAACUGACUUUGAAGCAGUUAGCCCAGCUCACGGUAGCAAUUCAGUUCCACAGCCCAGCGUUCCUCUCCUCUCGGUGAGUCAAUAAGCCAGCACUGACGGCGUGGCUGUUCCCUUUGGGGUGUCACAGUUUGACGCCAGGGUGUGAGCCAGCGCAAGGCACCCUCACCCUGCAGUCGCUCGUACGGCUGUAUCCAGGGGCUCCCUUCAGGGCUUGGCUCUGCUCGCCGCCGUGCCGUGCUCCCGGCCCGAGCGGCUGUGGCGUGUGCCACUGUGGUCCUCGUCCUGCCAGCAGCCGGGAGUUUACAAGCCCAGGAGCUGCUGUUGCCUCUUUCACCGGCAAGCAAGGACUGAUCACACGUUCUUUCCUGGAGGACUUUGUCAUCAAUUUUUCUAUGCCAUAAAACCGCUAGUUGUGCGGUACUGCUUUAGCUGUCUGGCUCCUAGCUGUCAGCAAAAAGAAGAGCUCCUGCCUACAAAGUGCCGGAGGUGUUGGCGGCUCUCUGGACUUUGGCAGCGAGGGGGGGUAUCAUUCCAGGGGUGCUGGCUGUGGGGUCCCAUCGUUUCCCUUGCCCAACAGGGCUCAGGGUGUCCCUUUUACCAUUGCUGCUGAGGGUGGGGGUCAGCAUUGUCUCCAAGUGUCUGUUCCUCUCUUGCCUCAGCUGCCAAGCCUUUCGCACACCACCUUUCUCCACUCAUGAGGAGCCCAGCAGGCUCUUUUGCUGGUAAAAUACCAUCUUUGAAGCUUCUCCUAGAGCCAAGAUGCAGCCUGAGAGCAGAGGUGGUUCACUGAGAGCACGUAGCUCUGCUGUGCUCGGUUUGUGAGCCCAGGCUCUGGCUGGAAAGCCUGCUGACCUCUGGAUUGACUUCAUCGUGUGACAUCAUAGCGUGUUGGACCCCUACUCCCUCUUCUUGCAGCAAUAUUGUCUUCAGUUUUAUGGUCCUGCCAUAAAGGCCCAAUUCAGCCAAGUGAGCAGUCCGUUUCCAGGCAGCAUGGGGAAGGGAGGGCUUUGAUGCUCUGGUCUAGAUUUACACCUCCCACCCCUUCCCCUGCCUGGCAAUCAAAAUCUGGGCUGAUUCCCACUGGCUGGGAAUAUGGCUGUGUGCAUUUGCAUCUUCUGAUCUAGCAGCACAAAAUUUGUGCUGGUGCUGGUUUUCUCAUUUUAGGGCUAGCUACAGGGCUGACGUGGGCUGUUGAGUGUUUAAUUUCCAGUAAGAAGCUCAGGAGUGUCCAGGCAGGGAUGCAGCAGAAGGAGCUUGGGUCACUUCCUCAGCACAACAGCACAGGAUUGCACCAUGAGAAGUCUCCUGGUAAAGAAGCAAAGCCAGUAAAUAAUUCUGCCUUUUCCCUACAAGCCAAUCUCCACGUUGCUGCCAUUGCUCCAGAUAAGCCCUGGAGAGAGAGAAAGCAAAGCACGGCUGCUGGGAUCCGCACGUACACCAAAGCACGAGGAGGCUUUUAUCCUCUUGGUCCAUACGUUAUUUCUGGACAUCUCCCUGCCCGGGUUUUGCAGGGCUCGGUUCUGCUCUCCUUUCUCUGAGGAGAGCUGCCCUCGCUGUGUGGACGUCAGGAGCUGCGCUUCUGCUGAAGGUGGAGAUUGAGAUGUGGAAAGCCUUCCUCCGUACUGCAAUAAAGCUAGCUGCCCAG
Messenger RNA from Grus americana (Whooping crane), 4183 nucleotides. It is a transcript of the gene CDHR5, whose product is annotated as cadherin related family member 5. Gene Ontology annotation, biological process: calcium-dependent cell-cell adhesion; cell-cell junction assembly; homophilic cell-cell adhesion. Gene Ontology annotation, molecular function: cadherin binding; calcium ion binding. The coding region runs from base 114 to 2159 and encodes 681 amino acids. Lineage: Eukaryota; Metazoa; Chordata; Aves; Gruiformes; Gruidae. The transcript is spliced from 14 exons. The record is from RefSeq and is a predicted model, not a curated record. Gene Ontology annotation, cellular component: catenin complex; adherens junction; membrane.